AUGGGGUCACUCAGAAGAACAAGCACAUCACUACCUCGGCGGUAUACCGAGACCACCAUCGCCAUCACUGCCACUGCCACCAUCACUACCACAACUGCCACACCUGCCACCAUUGCCACCAUUACCUCCAUUACCUCCAUUGCCAUCAUUUCCGAGGCCUAUGCCUCCUCGUUCUCUAUCACCUUCACUUGGGCCUUCUCAGCGGUACAGAAGCAACACAGCACUAAGAGGAGGGGGCCUGCUACUCAGAAUGAUUCGGGCAUUUUUGACCAGGCCGAUACUCACUAA
Messenger RNA from Clonostachys solani, 288 nucleotides. The record is from the annotation of a GenBank genome assembly. Lineage: Eukaryota; Fungi; Ascomycota; Sordariomycetes; Hypocreales; Bionectriaceae.